AUGAGCAACGAAAAAUCAAGUUCACUUAAAAAGCCUAAUGUAGCUAUCACGGCAAGUUCAUUUUAUUCAAGAGAAACGCUAUCAACUCCUUCGGUUAACACAAAACGUUCAUCAAAUUCCUCAGUAGAUACACUUGUAACUCUUCCAUUGGAUCAAACAAAAAUAGAUAUACCUUCACCUGCAAUAAAAAAUGAGAAAGUUGCAAUUCCGACUUCUUUAUCGUCAAAUCCAUCCGUUAUUUCAACGGUUGUAGAAAAAGAAAAAUUAAAUAGAUCAAAUUCAAUAUUACAAAGAUCACUUUCAUUCUUGAUUCGCUCGGAAUCAAAAAAAUCCGAAUCGCAAUUAGUUAAAGUGCAUCGAUAUACCAUAUACGAUGAUGAAACAGGAGAAUUUAUAGAAAUUGUAGAUGAGGAGUGGGAAGGUGAUGGCCCACGACCAAGAAAAUCUACGGACUCUCAAAAAAAGGGUGUAAUAAUAUUAGACAAAGAUUUACCAAGUUUACCCGAACCUCCUGUAAUUAAAAAGAAAACACCAAUAGCGAAAUUCAAUCAAUGGUUAAAGGAUAAAUACCCUCGUGUUAAUAAAUACAAAUUAUUAAUAAUAGUAUCUCUGAUACUUAUAAUACUAUUAAUGAUCAUAAUUUUGGCUGCCACUGGAGCUUUUGCUAAAUCUAAAAAUAAUGGACUUCAAAUGAAUGGAAAGGGAGAUGGAACAUUUUAUGAUCCAGGUAUUGGCAUAGGAGCGUGUGGCAAGAUUAAUACGGCUGAUGAGUUUAUUGGUGCAAUGAACGCUCAACAAUUUGGGGUGUCGCCUAUCUGCGGUAAGUGCGUAAACAUCACCGGGCCAAAAGGAAGCGUCAAAGUCAAAAUUGUAGACAAGUGUUCUAAGUGUAAAUUUGGCGAUAUUGACAUUUCUCCAGCCGCCUUUAAUGCUAUCAGUGACGGAUCACAAGACCGUAUAUCGAUUACUUGGGAAGGGUGUUAA
Molecule: messenger RNA, 984 nt
Organism: Funneliformis caledonium
Lineage: Eukaryota; Fungi; Glomeromycota; Glomeromycetes; Glomerales; Glomeraceae
Source: the annotation of a GenBank genome assembly